Molecule: messenger RNA, 552 nt
Organism: Ilex paraguariensis (yerba mate)
Lineage: Eukaryota; Viridiplantae; Streptophyta; Magnoliopsida; Aquifoliales; Aquifoliaceae
Source: the annotation of a GenBank genome assembly
AUGGAGAUGCCUCCACCAGGUGUAAGGCAGACAAUGCUUUUCAGUGCAACAUUUCCAACUGAUAUACCAAAGCUUGCAUCAGAUUUUCUUUCAAACUACAUAUUUCUAACUGUUGGAAAGGUUGGAUCCAACACUGAUCUGAAUGUUCAAAGAGUUGAAUUUGUCUUGGACAUGGACAAAAGAAAUUAUUUGAAGAGGCUCCUUAAUGCCCAGAGGGCAAUUGGAACCCAUGGAAAGACAUUGGUUCGAUAUCAGUUGCCAAUAGUGGUUAUAGUGUUUAACAAUAGUGGUGUAUAUGGUGGUGACUGGAGGAACCCUAAAGAAAUUACAGGACCUUACAAGGAUGAUCCUGCACUGACUUCUUUUGUCCCUGGUGCUGGAUAUCAUCUUCUAAUUGAAGCUUUUGGGGGAAGGGGUUAUCUUGUUGGGACACCUGAUGAACUCAAAUCGGCGCUUUCUAAAGCUUUUUCUGCACGGAAGACUGUUGUCAUAAACAUUACAAUUGAUCCAUAUGCUGAUGCAGAAAGUGGGAGGAUGCAGCAUAAAAACUGA